Oryzias latipes (Japanese medaka) is the source of this 3401-nucleotide messenger RNA. RefSeq names its product Rho family GTPase 1b (gene rnd1b). Gene Ontology annotation, biological process: small GTPase-mediated signal transduction. Lineage: Eukaryota; Metazoa; Chordata; Actinopteri; Beloniformes; Adrianichthyidae. The record is from RefSeq and is a predicted model, not a curated record. Gene Ontology annotation, molecular function: GTP binding; GTPase activity.
AUAAAGAGCCGCAGUGGCAAAUUCAAUCAGAUCAACUGCGGGCAUCCUCCGACAGACAGAAGUAGGGACGCUUUUUAUCGGGACUGUUUAAGGGCUGCUUGAUUUCCAGAAGAAGAUUAAAAAACAAAGGCUUCUGCACUCUGCACUAUGAAGGAAAGGAGGAACACACAGCCGCUGGUGGUGAGGUGUAAACUGGUUCUUGUUGGAGACGUUCAAUGCGGAAAAACGGCAAUGCUGCAAGUCUUGGCCAAGGAUUGUUACCCAGAGACCUAUGUGCCCACCGUGUUUGAAAACUACACAGCCUGCCUGGAGCUGGAAGAUCAGCGAGUGGAGCUCAGCCUGUGGGACACCUCAGGUUCUCCAUACUACGAUAAUGUGAGGCCCCUCUGCUACAGCGACUCUGAUGCAGUCUUGUUGUGUUUUGACAUCAGUCGCCCGGACACAGUGGACAGCAGUCUCAAAAAGUGGAAAACGGAAAUCCUGGAUUUCUGUCCGAGUACACGCAUCCUGAUCAUCGGUUGCAAGACGGACCUUCGCACGGAUGUCUGCACGCUGAUGGAGCUGUCCAAUCAGAAGCAGAGUCCUAUCACUUAUGAGCAGGGUUCUGCUUUGGCCAAGCAGCUGGGUGCAGAAGCUUACUUGGAGUGCUCAGCGUUUACUUCGGAGAAAAGCAUCCACAGUGUGUUCCGCACCUCGGCAAUGGCCUGCCUGAACAAGCUGCAGCCUCUCCCAAAGCCAAGCCCCACUCGUCGUCUCUCCAAAAGACUUCUCCACCUGCCCAGCAAGUCAGAUUUGCUCUCCUCCAGCUUUAAGAAGGAGAAGACCAAGAGCUGCUCAGUUAUGUGAGUGGAGAGGGUGACAGGCCUCACAUGCGACUCCCAACCCCAGCCUCUUUGGUUUUGGGGAAGGGGGGUGAGCAUGAUGGUUUUAUCAGGGUUACCUGCUGAAUCCUUCCCUCACCCCCCAGAAACCAAAAGCCCCUCAGAAGAGGUGGACACUCUGCUGUCUACUUUCUCCUGAACCUUUCAGCGCACAUCCAUGUUUUCUUCACUUUCAACUUGCUUUUUUAUCAAUCCAAAUUUAACCAUUGAGCUUUUUUUCAACUGUAACCAGUAUGCAAUGGUAUUUACAUUUCUUUCAUUUCAAUAUCUAUUGGCACGUGUUGAUUUUGUUCGAUAUGAAAAUGUGCAAUCUGUGACGUUUUAAUCUUGUGAUGUAAAAGCCUCUCAGAUGACUCAAUGGUUAUUUUUCUAUCUACAUUAAUAAACUUAGCAUGAAACCACCAGUAAACUAACAAAAUAUUGCACAUCCCUCAAGAAUGGUAUGGGAGGUAUAAAAUGGUACGUCACAGGUUUCUCCCUCUGAUAAAAACAGAGAGAUGCACAGGGAAUACAGGGACAAACCUCAAGAGAGAGCUUCUACAUAGAUUAGCUCUGGCUGCGCUGGCAGUGACGAGAGCAGGAAAAAGGGCAGUGGGAACAGGCUCCUGCACAGGCAGCAGUGUAGCCUACAUCAGCCGGCAUCAGUGGUUGUUGAUGCGUGGUCAUGUAGCAGCAGACAGGGCAGCUCCACAGGCUUUGAAGGGAAGGAGGCUCAAGAAUCAUCAUGAAGCGACAAAAUGGAGGUAGAACUAGACUCAAAUUGUUUCUGCCAAUAAAAACACAUAUUUUUAUGGACAGAAACAGUUGUUUCUUGUGGGACAAAAAGAUAGCUCUUUAAGCUGCACAACUGGUGAGUGUUAUUUAUGAAGGUUCUAGUAUGAAAAGGCAUAAACGAGUGUAAAGUUACUCUGGCCUGAGACAGACUGAUAAUGUGAAAAAAUCUAGUAUGCUCUUUUAAAUGUUCUUUGAUAAAGAUUUGUAGCAUUGCAGUAUUUCUCAUAUAUUUGCUGAGGAACAAAAUGCCUUUUUUUCAAUCUUCCCUAAAGUUAGAAGAUUUUGAGAUCUGCAUGUCUGUGGAUUUCUUACAUUUGCUUCUGCCUAAUGUAGCAAUCCCAAAGUAAUAUGAUUAUUCCAGGAAAACUUGUAUAUCUUGCACAAACGUAUCAAACUAUCGACCUCCAAUGCGUAGUUCUUACUAAAGUGUCUACAGAGCAAAGAUCAGAUGCUGUUUUUAUCUUAAAUCUUUGGCUUCAUGGUUAUUUUUGUGUGCAGUCUUUGUGUAUGCGCUUUUAACCAUAAAGCAAUAAGGAUUUAAGUGCUUGUGAUGCCAGGUGACUUGUGUCGCAAUAAAGGUGCAGCUUUGUGAUUAAUGUCCCGCUACAAGUGCUCCAUGGAUAAACUGGCAUCCCCUCUGUUCUACAAAAGGCUCUUGGUCCCUUCGUCAACCUUCUUCUGCGUAGUCUGGUAUUCGGAAUGACUCCAUGAUAAGGCUGUGCCCUGAAACAUAAUAUCGAAAUAAAUGUGAAUUUGCCUCUUUCAGCUAAAGAUUUUACACUUAUUUCUGUAUUAAACAAUAGUUAGGCAGUAGGAUAUAAAAACAAAUAUUAGGUACCAAAUUGAAAAUGUGCUUUAAAAGUCGAAAUAUGAAUAAUUAAGGGCUGUCGUGAGGAAUAAAAUAAAAAACUGUGCGUAAGGAGAAAACAUAAUCAAACUGCACAGGCUGGCCCUGUCUAAAGAAAGCUAUUUUUCCAUUCCUCUUUUUUGUGCAUUAUUUUUGUAUGCCAGAAGGAUUUAUGUCUGUUCCCAUGUUAUGUUGGAAAUAUCCUACUGAUAUAGGUGUUGUUUUGUGACAGAGCUGUGGACUGCCCCCCACUACUCUAAGGAACUUAAAAGUGAUGAUUUGCACAAAGGCUUCCAGGUCAUGUUAACAUAGGAAUUCCCCCAGCAUUGCAUAGCAACAAUCCCGUGCAGAGAACAAACUCCCGCACUCGAUUAGCUAUGUGGACAGAGAGGUUUAAGCUUGCAAGCAGAAUUUCCCACAUACAUUAAUACAACAUCAUUUAUGCUUUUAUUGCCAAACAUGUUUUUAUUUUGUUUUUAAUGUUCCUCUUUAAUUUCGAGUGCUGAUGCCAAGCCUUUAGAGGAUGGGUUGCUCAGGCGACUCAGUGAAAAUGUCAGUUAUUAUGCAGCCUUUGUGUCAUAGUCAGUGUAAAAUGGUGCAAACUCCUAAGCAUGUCCUAUUAAAAUUGUAUGAUCGUAGAUACUGUCUCUUGUUUUAUGAGUAAGCCUCACGUCUAUAGAUAAACAUCUUUGAAGAAGUCCUGAUCCUUAAGGAUUUCACAUAAAAAAUAUUGUUGCUGACGCGAAUAUUUAUCAGGUGGGUUAUAAUUUGUCUGUUGCUUUAUUUUUUUGGCCACAUGUAAAUUUGUUUAUACUUUACUUUAAAAAUUAAAAAUUUUUGUUAUCUUUUAUCUUCCGCCUGUGUCAAAUAAAGCUUGCCCUCUGCAGCACUCUAAGAUU